AAAGUAAAAAACGUCCCCGUCCAGACGUGGCAUAACCACCAUCACAUUACCGAGACGGGUGAGAACACCACCGGUGAAGGAAACCGCUCACCCUCGUUAAAUCACUUCAACGCUAUCUUUCUUAUCCACCGGUCUAACACUCCGCCCGGCGGUGGAGUUGCAGCAACCUUAAAAGCUUCUCACUUCUGAUGGCGAGUCUCUCGAAUCUCUAUCUCUUCAUUUACAACUCCGUUCAAGCUUUAGGAUGGGCAAUUGCUUUGUUUAGAAUUGUAAUUGACUUCGUAUCCACGAAGUCAAUCAACGGCGCGUAUGCUUCUGCUGGAGAUCUGAUUUGCUUGCUACAAACUCUUGGAUUCAUAGAAGUGUUACAUGGAGCUUUAGGUAUUGUUCCUAGUGGAUUUCUCUUCCCUCUAAUGCAAUGGGGAGGAAGGACACAUUUCGUUAUUGCAAUUGUACACAGACUACUUGAGGUUCAAAAAUCACCAGCUGUUUUCAUUACAUUUGUUGCUUGGUGUUGCAUGGAGAUAAUUAGGUACCCGUUCUAUGCUUUGAAUUGCUUGGGUAACUGUCCCUCUUUCCUUACCUACCUCAGGUACACAGCCUUCAUAGUGAUUUAUCCAAUUGGGGUUUUGGGUGAAAUGUGGAUUAUGUACCAAUCACUCCCAGUUAUCAUGGAGAAAAAUCUUUUUGCAAAUUACUUUUCUGCCCUCCCUUUCACCUACUAUACAUUUGUUAAGGUGGUCCUUAUCUGUUACCCAUUUCUAUGGUUACAACUGUACCUUUAUCUGUUCAAGCAAAGACGUUCAAAACUACGAACCCGUAAUGAGAAACAGAAAAAGAAAAAGUAAAGGCUCACCAUAGAAAAUUGAGGCGAUAAAUAUAUAUGUAUGUUUAUGCAACUAUGUACCUUUUAGUAUUUAAAUAAUUGCACAUUUACAUUAGGGUAAACUAAAAAUUUUCUUAUAUGCAUAUUUCGUUCCUUAAAGUAAAAUUUUCAUUCUG
Molecule: messenger RNA, 1002 nt
Organism: Lactuca virosa
Lineage: Eukaryota; Viridiplantae; Streptophyta; Magnoliopsida; Asterales; Asteraceae
Source: the annotation of a GenBank genome assembly